Molecule: messenger RNA, 6978 nt
Organism: Sturnus vulgaris (Common starling)
Lineage: Eukaryota; Metazoa; Chordata; Aves; Passeriformes; Sturnidae
Source: RefSeq, a predicted model, not a curated record
UCUUCCACUUGGAUGACUGGGAAGGCCCUGGGGGGCUGGAGGGGCUGUUGGGGGGGAUGGCCCCUUUUGGCAGCACUGGCUUCUAAAUUGGCUUUGCUGUCUCCUGAUCCUGUGUGCUCACUCUGCUGUUGAGCCAAGGGUGGGUGCCUUGCAGAGAAGGAGGGGUUCUGGCCAGCUCCCUGCAUCUCCUGCCUCUGGAAAUGCCCAGUUGAACCAGUCCAGCUCACAGAAACAGCACAGGAUAAAGUAAUUCUCUAAAGCUCUGAGUGAGCAAGACCAGCUUGGCUGGGGUAUUGCCAUCAGCUUGGCAGCAGGAGGGAGCUGGGGCAGGGGAGCUGAGUGUGCUGGGGAAGGAGAAGGAGAACAUCCCUUUGGCAGUGGCUGAGAGGUGAAACCACACCUUUGGCCUCACCUGUCUCUCUGAUCAUGUCUUUGAUUUAUACCCUGAGUUCUGCUGUUUAGUUUUCCCUGCAGACUCCAACCAUUGAAUCUGAUAAUGAACCAAGUGGUUGAGUCUUAUUUGUUUAAUUCAAAGAGAAGUUUAAUGCUUCCUGCCUCGCAGUGUAUGGAGGCUCUGCCUUGCAGCCCGUGGUUUUCUUUGCAGUGAACUUGUAAAGUGCCAGGACAAGGAGUAAAAGGCUCGAGCUGUGAGCAGCUCGUCAUUGAAACAGUCUUUGCAAAGAGGCUGAGCACCACAAAUGUACAUUUUUGGAGGGGUUUGAGGGUGUUUUGUCUCUGCAAAAGUGUUUGAGGGUUGUGUUGACUGUGAAGUAUUCCCUGCCAGCUCACCUUCUGUGUGCUGGUGAGCCCUGGGCAUCGUGGGCUGCCAGCUCCAGCCAGAGGGGAGCUGUGGGGAGCUUCUCAGCCCCCCUUAAUCUUAGGUGAAGAACAGACAGGUCCUUAAUGUCUCUGUAAUAUCUGUGGCAUCUGCUGAAGCACCGAAGUACAGACAUGCUGGAGAUGUCCAACCUCCUGUUACUGCUGUUAUAUUCUGUGUGGGCACCUUGUGUCUGAAUGUAGCUGGAGAUGCUCCUGCAGGGGGAUGGCACCAGGUGGUUGUUUCCGACUCCCCAGUGAAUAAAAGAAACCAUUUAUCUGGGUAAAAGACCUCACUCUAAAUAAUCUUGCAAGAAAUUAAUCUUUUUUCCAUGCCCGUUUGGAAGGUAAGGACCCAGGUGACUGCUCGUCUCCUGGGGAACAAACAACAAGGGAAGGGGACAGUUCAUGUGGCCCCUUUAUGAAACAAGCAAUGAUUGUUUGGAGUUGAAAUCCCCUGCUUGCUUCCAGAUCAAUCCACUUGAAGUUACUGUAGACAGGUGGUAUGUUUUCAGUUUUUAAUUUCUUUUUUCUUUUUUUUUCCUUGCUUGUUGUUAGUUGAGAGCUGAUAGACCGGCCCAAAUAAGGCCAUGAGAAAGGCUGGCCAUUUCCAGGAGGAUCCACAGACAGUCAGUGCAUGACUUGUUGCCUUUAUCUCUGAGAUCAGGAGAUUCCUUUGCAGUGAUGGAUUAAUCCACCCUUGAGUGAAUAAUAUAACUGAGAACAAGUAGGAGCCAGCGCUCCAAACAGAUGAUUUGUUCAGUACGUGUGUGCCUCCCCUCCCCCUCUGAAAAGCAUCUUUCUUCACCGUUUCAUUCAGCCUGUUGAAACCUCACAGCAACCUGUGUCUGCAGAGGGCCAGGAUGGGGCUGUGCCAAAGGCCUCUGCUCCCAGGUGCAGGAGAAGAUAAUCCAGGAUGGAGAGAAGGUGCCUGUGGGCUGCUGGGGCUGUGAUGUCACCUGUCUGCUCUGGCCAUGACAUCACCUGUCUGCACGUUCUCCUGGCUCUAGCUGUUUCCGUGCCUCGUCUUAGUCUGGAGCUUUGGGCUUUCAAUUUGGAUAAUCUGGCGCUAUGCAUCCAGCCCCCAGGCUCUUCCAGGCACUGCUCCUCAUCGCUGCCACCAGCCUUGUCACUGUCACCAGCAAAGAUUUAACUCCCCAUUUUAUUUCUGAGCCCUCAUCUACUGUCCAGAAGUCUGGUGAGCCCGUCCAGCUCCGCUGCUCUGCUGAGCCCUCCUCAGCUCGCAUUUCUUGGCUGUUUAAUGGGGAGCCUCUGGACAGCAGGGUGGGAGAAGUGGAAAUCCAGUCAGGAUCUUUGACAAUCGUGUCCCUGAGCCCGGAGAUGUGUGGGCACUAUCAGUGCAUGGCGAGCAGCAGCGUGGGGGCCGUGCUGAGCCGGCCAGCCACCGUGUCCAUGGGCAGUUUAGCUGACUUCGAUGCUUUGGGGAGAGCUGCUGUUGCAGCAGAAGAAGGAGGCACAGCUCUCAUCAGGUGCAAGGUGCCAGAAAGUCACCCCAAAGCACAGGUUCGCUUCCAAGUGCGGGGGAAAUGGCUGGAACAAUCAACAGACAACUACCUAAUUCUUCCAUCUGGAAACCUGCAAAUUUUGAAUGUAUCUUUAAAAGACAAAGGUUCCUACAAGUGUGCAGUGUACAACCCAGUUACUCAUGACCUCAGAGUAGAACUCACUGGACAGAAGCUCACAGUCACACGCCCUUCUUCAGGUGGCUCCCACAUCCUUCACCCGCUGGCUCCCCAGAGCCUGGCAGUGCCCCAGCACAGCGCCCUGACCCUGGAGUGUGUGGUCAGUGGGUCAGCUCCAGCCCCCGUCCUCUGGGUGAAGGAUGGCCAGGAUGCUCUGAGGAGAGGCAGGUGGAAGCUGCUGCACUCUCACCUGGUGACAGACCGGCUCGAGCCAUCGGAUGCUGGAAAUUACUCCUGCGUGGUGGGAAGUGACUCUGGAACAGUGAAAUAUGUUAACUAUUCACUUACUGUACUUGAACCUGCCUCACUCUCCAGGGGACUGCAGGAUGAAACCGUGGCCGCCGGAGCCAGCGUCCAUUUCUGGUGUGACAUUGGUGGCAGCCCCGCUCCCAGCCUCACCUGGCUCCACAAUGCUGCUCCUCUCCAGCCCUCCCCACGACAUUUCCUCACAGGAAAGCACCUGCACAUCUGUGGGGUCACCCUGCAGGACUCUGGCUUGUACCAGUGUGUGGCAAACAAUGGGAUUGGGUUUGUGCAGUCCACGGGGAGACUCCGUGUCCAGCCAGACAAAGACUCUGUCCCCAUCAUCGUCUCUUCCCCAGCCAACACCACCGUGGUGGCUGGCGAGGACGUGACCCUGUCCUGCAACGCCACCGGCGUGCCCGCUCCUCUGAUCCGCUGGUACGACAGCAGAGGCCUCGUGGUCAGCCCCACUCCGGAGCUUCACCCCAAACCCCAGAGCCCUCCCCGGGCAGGGGCAGAGCCCUGGUGCCCCUCGGUGCCCCGGCUGGGCUGGGGCUCCCUGCUCCUGCAGAACGUGACCCCCGAGCGUGCCGGCGAGUUCCGCUGCGAAGCCAGCAACGAGCACGGCUCUGCCCUGUCCUCAGCCUUCCUCACUGUGGUUCCUUCAGCAACUGGCACGAGAGCAGGAGAAACAGCUCCUCUGGAGCUCGCCCAGAGCGACCAGAGCGGCGCUGAUGUUGCUGCAGAAAUGGCAUUUCCAAGCUCGCCUCCAACGAAAUCUCCCCUGGACGCGGCUGCCAUGGACAAAGCGCCGAGCGCGGCCGCCCCGCCCGAGGCCCCCAUCAUCCUGAGCCCCCCACAGACCCCCAAACCGGACACCUACAGCCUGGUGUGGCGGCCGGGCCGCGCCGGGGGCCUGCCCAUCAACGCCUACUUUGUCAAAUACCGCAAGCUGGAGGACGGGCUGAGCGCUGCGGGCGGCUGGCACACGGUGCGAGUGCCGGGCAGUGAGAACGAGCUGCGCCUCACCGAGCUGGAGCCCUCCAGCCUCUAUGAAGUGCUGAUGGUGGCCAGGAGCGCUGCUGGCGAGGGCCAGCCGGCCAUGCUGACGUUCCGCACCAGCAAGGAAAGAACAUCAUCCUCAAAAAACACACAGGCUCCAUCUCCACCCGUAGGAAUCCCCAAACAUCCCGUUGUUCCUGAAGGCACAAAUAAUUUCGGUGUCAUCCUUCCGGACCUGUCUCGCCACAGUGGAGUUCCAGAAGCUCCUGACCGACCCACGAUAUCCACGGCAUCGGAAUCGUCCGUCUACGUCACGUGGAUCCCCCGUGCCAACGGGGGCUCCCCCAUCACUGCCUUCAAAGUGGAGUACAAACGUCUGGGUCGCAGCAGCGACUGGCUCGUGGCAGCUGGCAACAUCUCUCCCUCCAAGCUGUCCGUGGAAGUUCGGAACUUGGAGCCAGGAGAGAUGUACAGGUUCCGAGUGAUCGCGGUGAACACCUACGGGGAGAGCCCGCGCAGCGCGGCGUCGCGCCCGUACCAGGUGGCCGGGUUCAGCGGGCGCUUCUCCAGCCGGCCCAUCGCCGGCCCGCACAUCGCCUACACCGAGGCCAUCAGCGACACCCAGAUCAUGCUGAAGUGGACGUACAUCACAUCGAGCAACAACAACACACCCAUCCAAGGAUUUUACAUCUAUUACCGGCCCACGGACAGCGACAACGACAGCGACUACAAGCGCGAUAUCGUGGACGGUACAAAGCAGUGGCACCUGAUAAAUCACCUGCAGCCUGAAACUUCGUAUGACAUUAAGAUGCAGUGCUAUAACGAGGGAGGGGAGAGUGAGUACAGCAACGUGAUGAUCUGCGAGACCAAAGUGAAACGAACGCCGGGAGCUUCGGAAUAUCCAGUGAGAGACCUGAGCACGCCCCCCAACCCCCCCGAGAGGGCGGGGGGCGGCGGGGCUGUGCCUGCCAGCGGCCCCGUGCGCAGCAGUGACAUGCUCUACCUGAUCGUGGGCUGUGUCCUGGGCGUCAUGGUGCUCAUCCUCAUCGUCUUCAUCGCCAUGUGCCUCUGGAAGAACCGGCAGCAGAACGCCAUGCAGAAAUACGACCCUCCUGGCUACCUGUACCAAGGGGCAGAUAUCAGUGGGCAGAUGAUCGAGUACACGACCUUACCCGGCACGAGCCGAGUCAACGGCAGCAUCCACGGAAACUUCCUCAGCAAUGGCCUCGGCAACGGCUGCCCCCAUGUCCACCACAAAGUUGGCAAUGGUGUCAAUGGGAUCAUGAGUGGAGGAGGAGCAGGACUGUACCCAGGGCACACCAACUCCCUGUCCAGGACACACGUGGACUAUGAACAUCCCCAUCACCUCGUGAACGGUGGUGGGCUGUACACGGCAGUGCCUCAGGCUGACCCCUCGGAGUGCAUCAGCUGCAGGAAUUGUCGGAACAAUAACAGGUGUUUCACCAAAACCAACGGCACUUUUGGCAGCAGCACGCUGCCCGUGGUGCCCCUGGGAGCUCCUUUCCAGCAGGACGGUGUGGAGAUGAAGCCCCUGAGCCCCCACGUGAUGGUGGCCAUGUGCCUGGCCACGGCCAGCCCCGAGUGCAGCGCCCGGCUGGAGGAGGACGGCGGGGAGAGCGCGGAGCAGCCCCCGGCACAGCAUCCCUGCUGUCGGGAGGGCAUGGGCCAGCUCUCCGUGGAUUGCAUGGACGGCGGCAGCUGCGUGCACUCAGAAACAUCGAACCACAUUUUGAGUUGGAGUCCCCUCAUUCUUCAGCCUGUUUCCAAGGACUGUAAGGAAAAACCAGGAUGGAGUUCAUCCGGAGUCACCCUAAAUGGUUCUGGGGACCUUUGUCAGCUCCAGCUGCGGGAAACCUGAGGCAGUGACCGUUGUCCCCACUUAACGCCAGGAACUGCACCGCAGCAUCGCUGAAAGGGAGUCACGGGGGGAUGUUAAUUAUAACAGAGAGAGUCACUAUUUAUUUUUUGUAGUAGUGUCAUAUGAAUGUAUCUUGGUUUCAAAAUGGUUGCCUUUUUAUAUUAUUUAUGCCUUGAAAUCCCUUUUUUGUUGGUUUUUUUUUUUUUUCCUUCCCCCACACACCACAAAACUAGCCUGGUUAUGUGUAUAAAAAAGAAUUGUAAUAAUAUAAAGAAUGAGGAUGGGAAAUGUGGAGUGUGUUUCCGUGGCAAUUUACCAGCGCUUCUGAGGAGCCUGAGAGAGGGAUUUAAGCAGGUCUGAAAUGACCAACAGCUGCACCUCCCUGGCAGCUCAGUGACGUGGUACUUGAACUCUCCUUUCCAUGAACAUCUCCUGGCCUCUUUUGGUUGCUCUGGGAAGAUCCCAAUGAGGAAAUAAGAAGGUUAAUGAGAAAAAUGAGCUUCGGUUGAGUCUGUCCUUGAAGCAGAACUUGAGUCAGUGACUGUGUCUUUAGGUGCUCAAUAACACUUCUGCAGAAGUACAGGUGGAAAUCCAGCCUGUCUCAUUUUCCCACUCACAGAAGACAAAAUCCAGUUCAACUCUUAGUUUGAGGGAUUACUGACAGCUUGGAUAGCUCUGAAAUGAAAGCAUUCAUGGUGAAGCAGCUCCCACCAGCCCUGGGCAUGGCUGUGAAGAGCCCACCCAUCCUGGACACAGCACGAUGGAGGUGCUGCAACCGUAACUGCAGGGCUUGGGGUUGUGCAUCCUCCCAGCUAGAGCUGCCUUAUUCCAAAGUUCUCUACACACCAUGGACUAUCACACUCGUGGGCUUUGGCUGCCAUGUACUCCAGAGCCACCACAGAUCUCCCUCCUCCCUUUUUGUUUAUCUCAUCCUCACAGCCUGGAUUUUUCUUUUGCAGGACCUGCUGCAAGGCUUCCCCUUUUUCCAACAGAGAUUGGCAGGCGAGUGGUUGGAUUUAACUAUGGCUGCUUCAUUUUCCCUAAACACUGAAAUUUAACCAUGGUUUUAAACAACCUUGCUUAAAGGGUGUGUCAGAUAAAGAUGCUCUGUUUUCCAGAGAAGUUGUAAUAUGCCUUUGGAACGUUAUGUGUUUGGAAGUGAUGGUUUUGCAGGGGUUUUGAGUAGGGUUUGUAUUUCUGGAGGUGGUUUGAUAAAGGGAUCAAUGCUGCUUUAUGGCUGGUGUGGAGAUUGAUACUCUGUGGGUACUGAUCAAGGUUGGUUCGUGUGGCUUGAUCCUUCCCAAUGGGUUAUUAUUAACCAAAUACAGGAGAAAA